Messenger RNA from Lizanozyma spartinae, 1578 nucleotides. RefSeq names its product Nar1p (gene NAR1). NCBI's taxonomy places the organism in Eukaryota, Fungi, Ascomycota, Pichiomycetes, Serinales, Debaryomycetaceae. Gene Ontology annotation, molecular function: 4 iron, 4 sulfur cluster binding. The record is from RefSeq and is a predicted model, not a curated record. Gene Ontology annotation, biological process: iron-sulfur cluster assembly. Gene Ontology annotation, cellular component: cytosolic [4Fe-4S] assembly targeting complex. The transcript has a single exon. Bases 1 to 1578 code for a protein of 525 amino acids.
AUGAGUGCCAUACUAAAGGCUGAGGAUUUGAACGACUUUAUUUCCCCCGGAGUUGCUUGCAUCAAGCCAGUGGAAAGUGUUCCUGCUCCUGCAAAUGGCGCACCAGAAUAUGGAGAAGUGGAGAUUCAAAUAGAUAACGAAGGGAACCCCUUAGAGAUAUCCAAAAUCGAUGGCAAGCAGCAGAAACUUUCGGCUGCUCAGAUCUCUUUGGCAGAUUGUUUAGCGUGUUCUGGAUGCAUUACUUCUGCUGAGGAGGUUUUGGUUGCACAGCAUUCAUUUGAUCAAUUGGUUAAUACUUUGGAUUCUCAGAAACAUUCAAAAGUAUUUGCGGCCAGUGUGUGUCAUCAGGCUCGGAGCUCUUUGGCUCAGGCUUUCCAAACAUCUGUGGAAAAUAUUGACUGUAUGUUGGUUGAUCUUUUUGUGAAUCAAAUGGGGUUCAAGUACGUGGUUGGUACUUCAUUGGGACGUAGGUUAUCAUUAGUUAAUGAGUUUGAACAUGUUUAUCAACGCAAGAAGGAUCAAAGUAGUGGCCCUAUAUUAUCCUCUGUGUGUCCAGGUUGGGUUCUUUAUGCUGAAAAGACCCAUCCAGAAGUUUUAGAUCGUUUAUCCACUGUUAAAUCACCUCAACAAUUCACAGGCUGUCUCUUGAAAUCCUUAGUUAAAGAUGUACCCAGAGAGAACAUUUACCAUGUAUCCAUCAUGCCUUGUUUCGAUAAAAAGUUGGAAAGUGCUCGGCCUGAGUUGAACGAACCAAAAGUAUCUGAUGUCGAUUGCGUACUUACCCCAAGAGAGUUGGUCAAUUUGGUUGAACAGAAUGAUCACUAUAAUUUCAACUUUAGCUCACCCUUAUUGAAGUUGUCAAUGUCAGAAUUAUAUAAGAAAGUAGCCCCUCCAAAUUGGCCGUUUUUAGAACAUUCUUGGUCAAAUGAUGAUGGCUCAACCUCUGGAGGUUGGGGGUUCAAUUAUUUGCUUCAAUAUCAACAGAAAUUGCUUGAAGAAGCACCUGAUAAAUAUCGAAAUUCUUCGAAGUUCAAUAUUAAAAGAAUCAACGGAAAGAACAACGACAUUUAUGAAUUGCGUUUGGAAUAUGAUACCAUUAAAGUGGCCAGCACUGCCGUGGUGAAUGGAUUCAGAAACAUUCAAAACUUGGUCAGAAAACUUAAAGCCCCAGAAAAGGCUGCUGCUAAACCAACCGGUAGAGCUGUGGUUGCUCGUCGAAGAAUGCGUACCAGUAGAUCUGCAACACCAAAUGGUAGUGAUGAAGCUGAAGAUGUGGAUGCAACUAAAUGUGAUUAUGUUGAAAUAAUGGCAUGCCCUAAUGGAUGCAUAAAUGGAGGUGGUCAAAUCUCUCAUGGUAAAGAUGUUUCAGAUAAAGAAUGGCUUGACCAAUGUGUGAUGAAAUAUAAAUCUAUUCAAUCUUUAGAUUUGAAUAAGGAUGUUGUUUCCAAUUUAAUGAAUUGGUGUAACAACUUUUAUGAGGAUUCAAAUAUAUCCUCGGACAGAUUAACAACCACUUACUUCAAAGAAGUAGAGAAGCCUCAGGAUCAAGCUUCUAUUCUCUUGGGUUCAAAAUGGUAA